Benincasa hispida (wax gourd) is the source of this 1545-nucleotide messenger RNA. RefSeq names its product D-aminoacid aminotransferase-like PLP-dependent enzymes superfamily protein. Gene Ontology annotation, molecular function: catalytic activity. Lineage: Eukaryota; Viridiplantae; Streptophyta; Magnoliopsida; Cucurbitales; Cucurbitaceae. The record is from RefSeq and is a predicted model, not a curated record.
CGGGGCGCCAAAAAAAAAAAAAGAAAACAGAAAAAAGAAAAAAUAAUAAUAAUAAAAAAAAGUCGACGAUUGAAAGCUUCAUCGUCUCUAAAUCAAAUCCCAACAAAUUUGCGAUAAUUUGGUUUCGGAGUGAUCGCAUCAAUCGAAGAACAUGACGAGCUUCCGAUUCUUGUUCAGCAAUGGCGUCGUACUGCAAGGCUCCGAAGCUCCUCCGGUCGCCACCUUCCUCGAAACUCAUCCUGGCGCUUAUACAACUACUCGGUCACAUAACAAUGCGUCGAGCAUUCUGUUUUGGGAUAGGCACAUGAAAAGACUGACUCAAUCGGUGAAGAUUCUUUCGAAUGCAAGUCCACUACUCUUGUCUGAAUCUAACAGAACGAUCAAUAAACAGGUAAAACCGUCGUGGGUAGAUUCUAUUCCUUGGGAGCCAGCUAUUCGGACGCUUGUUGAUGAUUCAAUGAGAAAAGUGUUGCCAACAGCAUUGAAUGAGAGAAUUGAGGGAGAAGAAUUGACAAUUACAGUGCUUUUAAGUGUGAAUUUGGAAUAUUUGGGUGAAAGUGACGGUGUUGUGGAUGUAGAAAGGGUUGAAGAAGCUCUUGAUGUGCACGUGUAUGUUGGUAGUUAUGUUCCUCAUGAAUUUGGUGUCCCGGAAAAUGGUGCAAAUCUGGCCGUGGUGGGUCGAGGGAGGGAUAUUGCUGCCGCGAAGUACUCAGAUUGGGUUAGGUGUAGGAAGUCUCUGGAAAAAUUGAGGCCUCCUUCUGUGACUGAGCUUUUGUUGUCAAAUAAUGGUGAUCAGAUACUUGAAGGCUGCGUGACAAACUUUUUUGUUGUUUGCCGCAAGGAUAAUAAUGAAGCUAAAGAAACAAGCGUGCCUGAUUCCAAAAGUACAUAUUCCUUUGAACUGCAGACAGCUCCCAUUAGUGAUGGCGUUCUGACUGGAGUUAUUCGCCAAUUAGUCAUCGAAGCUUGUUCGAGCAAUGGCAUUUCAUUUCGAGAAGUUGCACCUACUUGGUCAAGUAAUGAAAUAUGGGAAGAAGCAUUUGUUACAAGUAGCUUGAGAAUCUUGGAGCAUGUGAAUACUAUUUGCAUCCCUAGCAUAUGGAACUUGCUCAACUCGAAAACAUGGAGUGAAAUAUCAUGGAACAAGAAGUCGUUUAAGGAUGCUCCUGGUUUGAUCUCAAGCAUAGUCCAGAAGGAUAUAAUGGAGAAAGCUGUUGCAGAAGCAUUCCCCAUUGGUUAUUUCAUAUAAAAGGUGCUAUAAACAACUCUUGUAGAUUAGAAUAUGGUGAAUUAUUUGCAUUUGAGGAUAGAUGUGUGUUUGUAAAUUGCAAAUAAAAUUGACAACAAAUUCAGGGGAGGGGGGGUAUGCUAAGGCUGGAAUUAGGAUUUAGGAAAAACAAAUGGACAUAAUGGUAAUGCCUACGAAGCAUAGAUAUACAUGGACAUGAUGACAUGUCUUUUAAAAAUCUAGGAUACAACAGGACACAUUUAUUAAAAUAUACAAUUUAAAAUAUAUAUCAUUUUUAUAAAAAAAAAAAAAAAAAA